Messenger RNA from Lingula anatina, 1713 nucleotides. RefSeq lists its product as uncharacterized. The record is from RefSeq and is a predicted model, not a curated record. NCBI's taxonomy places the organism in Eukaryota, Metazoa, Brachiopoda, Lingulata, Lingulida, Lingulidae.
AUGGAGGAGAAAUCAGGAAUGUUGUCAAAACUGAAGCAGGCAUCGUCUGCUGAAGAAGAACUGAAGAUUCUGCAGGCUGUCCAAGACAGGCUCCUCCCCAGUCUGACUGAGCCUCUCAUCUCCGAUCUAGAUGCCGAUGUCUGUGAGAAACAAUUUCUAGAAUCGGGAUUCCUUGAGGAUGAUACUCCAUUUCCAGGUCACAGUCCAGAAAUGUUAUAUUCCAAACAAAAUGACUUGAAUGAUUUUACAUACUACCUCUUGAAUCGGAGGUAUGGUUGGUCAGAGCUGGAAGGGAAGCCUGGGAGCAAAGCCAGAGCGCGGCCUGCGAAGGCAAGUGUCAUGGCAGGAGAAGUGAGGCACAAGGCAUUACUGAAUGACCUCUUGGAUGACUUUAUCAAAUGGUACAUGUGCCAGAAGAUGACAAAAGCUUUGCUGGAAAGUUUGAUGUACAGUAUACAACAAGCUACCAAUAAGCCUGUAGUCCGUAACCAAACUAUAAUCCAUGCCAUGAAUUGGAUCAAGUUGAACCUUGAUAACUUGGAAGAGGAACACUUCACUCUAGUCAAGGACAUCAUCCUACUAGGAUUAACAGAUGUUUGGUCAGCUAUCAGGAAUGCCUGUGUGGCUCGACUGAGUGGGAUCAUAGAACAUAUCACUCUGGACCAGCUCCAGUCCUUCUUCAGCAAUUUAGCCGCUAUUUGUAAAGGAGAGGAUUCCUCAUGGCAAGCAAAAGAAGGGGCCGUUAUGGGUAUCAAUAUAGUCGUGAGACGGUUUCAGUGGAUUGGGUUUGACAUAGAGAACAGCUCGCCACGUGACACAAAGAGUACUAGAACAGAGUAUUAUCUCAAGUUUGGAAAAGAAGAGAUGUCCGAGAUGCCAGUAUUUAUCACGAGUCAGAUGCACACAGUGAUCUUCCCACUGCUGGCCCAUCCACAGCUCAGUAUCAGAGAGAAUGCCACCAAAGCCUUCUCAUCUUUCUUAUCAAGAUGUGAAUUUAAGGAAGCUUUGAUGGCUUUCCGAGAUCUUAUCAAGCAACUGUGCCAGGGAAUUAAUCUCCCCAGUUAUGAAACGGCAAACGGAAACUUGCCUCUUCCUCAUGCAACAGUAUUAGGUUCUGGGUUCAGAUUCAUGGACGCAUAUGCUGCAGAAGGUUUGCUGGGCGUCUGUGUGUUCUUAGUGAAGCACAUCCCUCCUGGGUUCCUGCUCCCAAACUGGCCCCUGUAUUUCUCUACAUUCAGCCUGUACCUCAUGCACCCUGCCUCCACAGUGAGACAGGCAACCAGCACAAUAUUCAAGUACCUCGUUGCCAAAGAUAGCAGUAACCCCACUCUCCUAAAGCUGGUAUUACAAAACUUGAGCACUGACUGGAAAGUCAACAUGGACCUCUUACUCCAGCCCUGCAACCUUCAGCAUUUCUGCCACUUUAAACCUCUCAAAACACGGGGAGAAAGAAAGGACAGCGGAGGUAGCCCAAGGUCCUAUGACAGCCAUCCCUCAUUAGGUCCGUCAAGGACUAGAUCCUACUCCUGGACGUGCCCUAGAGGGCGGAGAAAAAGCAUCACAAAGUUAGACGAAACUGCAAGUAAGUCAACAUCCACCUUGGAUGAAAUUAAUAAUCUAUCCAGAUUUCUCUAUAAUGAUUGAAUCAUCAGCUCUUUUGUAUAAAUCAGAAUUGACAAAAACCAAAGAUUAAGUCAAUAUUAAACUAAGCCA